ACAGCGGGCCUGGCUGGACACUUCAAAGGGUGCAGAAGCCAAGCAGCCUUCUUCAGCCUCGCACUGAACCUACGCCGCCGGGGCACUGAGCUUGGGGGUCCGGGGAAGCAGAGGAGCACUGGGGAGAAUCCAGCAGUAGAGGAAGACUCCAGAGACCUUAAACUGGGGGAAGGGGCGCAGCGUCUUGGGGUCGAGCGGAUUUGGCCCAGCGUCAGGAGCACGGCCUCAGCACUACAGCUAAACCUUCGCCUCCCGAGCCCGGGACGCGGCGUCCUCUCGGAGUGGGCUCAGCGGCCCCUGGCACCCCGCCCCUUGCCCGGCGCCACCGGCCCCCUCAGCAGCGUCAAGGAAGGGCUCAGGGUCAAGGACAGCGAUCUGUGGCCAUGGCCGCGGCCGCGGAGCCGGAGGGGGGCGCCCCGGGUGCCCAGGGGCCGCCCGAGGGCCCAGCGCUUCAGGCGGAGACACCUGGCGAGCCCGGGACCGCGGGCCCCGAGACCGAGGGGCGGGAGGCGAGCGAGGGAGCCGGCGGGGCGGCGGCGGCCGCGGUGAAGGAGGAAGGGGGCGGCGGACCCGGUGGACCGCGCGGAUCGCUCGCUGGGGAGCCGGCGCCUGGGGCGGGCAGUGGCCGGGAGGCCGAGGCGCAGGGCGCAGGGGGAGUGCAGGGCGAGGCGGAGGCCGGGGAGGGCGCCCCGGAGGGCGCCGAGGUUCCCCAGGGCGGGGAGCAGGUGGAGGAGGCGAACCCCGGGGGCAGCGCGCAGGGCGAGGUCCCGGGGGAGGCUCAGGGGGAGCCCCGGGACCCUGAGGUCCCCGAGGCGCAGGAGGAGGCGGAGCGCGGGCCGGAGGCGCAGGAAGGCAGCGCUCCUGGGGCGUCGGGGAACAGCCCAGAAGCCGGGGGGCUGGCGGGGGACGGCACAGACACCGAGGGGCCGGCGGGGGACAGCGCCGACGCCGAGGGGCCAGCGGGGGACGGCAUGGAAGCCGAGGGGCCGGUGGGAGGGGCGCCCCGGGUCGAGGGUGAGCCCCAGGACGGAGGGGACCUCAGCCCUCCGCCCCAGGCCGAGGCGAUCGAGGUCGCAGCCUCCGAGAGCGGUGGCCACAGCCCCAGGCAGCUAGCGGUGGGCGAUGCGGUGGACGCGGCUAAGGUGACGGGGCCCUUGGGGACAGAGGGGUCCGAGGAAGAGGCCCUUGGGAACACGAGCUCAGACUCUGGCGAGGACCGGGCCGCAGAUCGGCCCGGGGAGGAGACGGAGGAGGCAGAAGAGAGGCCGGAGCCGGGCCCGGAGGGGCCCAGCGAGGAAGCGGCCGCCGGGGGCGAGGGGGAGCCGCCCCACUGCAGCCCCGAUGAGGAGGCGGCCGCGGAGCCCCAGGCCGAGCUCAGCAACCACCUGGCGGAGGAGGGCAGCGCAGAGGGGGGCGACGAAUCGUCGCGAGUGAACAGCCGCGGGGAGGACGGAGAGGCGUCCCCGGGGCAGGAGCAUGACAUCACCCUCUUCGUCAAGGCUGGGUAUGAUGGUGAAAGUAUCGGAAAUUGCCCAUUUUCUCAGCGUCUCUUUAUGAUUCUCUGGCUCAAGGGUGUUAUAUUUAAUGUGACAACGGUGGACCUGAGAAGGAAACCCGCAGACCUGCAGAACCUGGCCCCCGGAACAAACCCUCCUUUUAUGACUUUUGAUGGUGAAGUUAAGACGGAUGUGAACAAGAUCGAGGAGUUCUUAGAGGAGAAAUUAGCUCCCCCGAGGUACCCUAAGCUGGGGACCCAACACCCUGAAUCUAACUCGGCAGGAAAUGAUGUGUUUGCCAAAUUUUCAGCAUUUAUAAAAAACACCAAGAAGGACGCGAACGAGCUUUAUGAAAAGAACCUGUUAAGGGCCCUGAAGAAGCUGGAUGACUACUUAAACAGCCCUCUGCCUGACGAGAUAGAUGCCUACAGCACCGAGGAUGUCGCUGUUUCCACCAGGAAGUACCUGGACGGAGAUGAGCUCACGCUGGCCGACUGCAACCUCCUACCCAAGCUCCAUAUCAUUAAGAUUGUGGCCAAGAAAUACAGAGAUUUCGAAUUUCCUUCUGAAAUGACUGGCAUCUGGCGAUACUUGAAUAAUGCUUAUGCUAGAGAUGAGUUCACAAACACAUGUCCAGCUGACCAGGAGAUUGAACACGCAUAUUCAGAUGUCGCGAAAAGAAUGAAGUGAA
This is a messenger RNA of Propithecus coquereli (Coquerel's sifaka), 2187 nucleotides long. RefSeq names its product chloride intracellular channel 6 (gene CLIC6). The coding region runs from base 384 to 2186 and encodes 600 amino acids. Gene Ontology annotation, molecular function: D2 dopamine receptor binding; D4 dopamine receptor binding; D3 dopamine receptor binding. The record is from RefSeq and is a predicted model, not a curated record. Lineage: Eukaryota; Metazoa; Chordata; Mammalia; Primates; Indriidae. The transcript is spliced from 6 exons. Gene Ontology annotation, cellular component: plasma membrane.